Molecule: messenger RNA, 1755 nt
Organism: Tarenaya hassleriana
Lineage: Eukaryota; Viridiplantae; Streptophyta; Magnoliopsida; Brassicales; Cleomaceae
Product: polyol transporter 5-like
Exons: 5
Coding region: 61-1620 (519 amino acids)
Biological process (GO): transmembrane transport
Cellular component (GO): membrane
Molecular function (GO): carbohydrate:proton symporter activity
Source: RefSeq, a predicted model, not a curated record
ACCCUCUCUCUCUCUCUCUCUCUCUCUCUCUCUCUCUCUCUCUCUCUCUCUCUGGCAAACAUGACGACGGCUCUCUCGCCGGAAAACAAGGCCACGGCGGCGCCGGAGAAGGCAGUGCCGGAGAUGAGCAUGCCGGCAAAACCAAAGAGGAAUAAGUUUGCUUUUGCUUGUGCAAUCUUAGCCUCCAUGACUUCAAUCCUUCUUGGUUACGAUAUAGGAGUGAUGAGUGGAGCAAUCAUAUACAUAAAGAGAGAUUUGAAGAUCGGAGACGGAAAGAUCCAAGUCCUGACCGGAAUCCUGAACAUAUUCUCCUUGAUCGGAUCGUGCGCCGCCGGCAGAACUUCUGAUUGGAUCGGCCGGAGGUACACGAUAGUGCUGGCCGGAGCCAUCUUCUUUGUCGGAGCCAUCCUAAUGGGUUUCGCCACCAACUACGCCUUCCUCAUGUUCGGACGGUUCGUCGCCGGAAUCGGCGUCGGCUAUGCCCUCAUGAUCGCUCCCGUCUACACGGCCGAGGUUUCUCCGGCCUCCUCGCGCGGCUUCCUCAACUCUUUCCCCGAGGUGUUCAUCAACGCGGGGAUAUUAUUGGGUUACGUAUCGAACUACGCCUUCUCGAAGCUUCCGGAGAAUCUGUCAUGGAGAUUCAUGCUGGGAGUCGGAGCCAUCCCAUCAGUGUUUCUAGCCGUAGGGGUCCUGGCCAUGCCCGAGUCGCCUAGGUGGCUCGUCAUGCAAGGCCGACUCGGUGAGGCCAGAAGCGUCCUCUACAAAACUUCGGAUUCCCACGACGAAGCUGAACUCCGCCUCUCCGAUAUCAAGCUCGCCGCCGGAAUUCCCGCCGAUUGCAAUGACGACAUUGUUAAGGUAGAGAAGAAGAACAGCCAUGGCGAAGGAGUGUGGAAAGAGCUUCUUCUCCGGCCAACACCCGCAGUCCGCCGGGUUCUAAUCGCCGCCAUCGGGAUCCAUUUCUUCCAACAGGCGUCCGGCAUCGACGCUGUUGUCUUGUACUCACCUCGGAUCUUCAAAUCCGCGGGUCUAAAAUCCGACAAUCAGCAGCUCCUAGCCACGGUGGCCGUAGGGUUCGUCAAGACAGUAUUCAUUCUGGUCGCCACGUUCUUUCUAGACAGGAUCGGACGGAGACCGUUGCUUCUGUCCAGUGUCGGAGGGAUGGUUCUGUCUCUGCUAACCCUAGGGAUGUCUCUAACGGUGGUCGACCACACGGUGGACAAGAAGGUUAUGUGGGCAGUAGUGUUGAGUAUAACGACUGUAAUGACGUACGUGGCCACGUUCUCGAUCGGGGCGGGACCCAUAACGUGGGUUUACAGUUCGGAGAUCUUCCCGUUGAGGCUUAGGGCUCAAGGCGCGAGCAUGGGGGUGAUAGUGAACAGAGUCACGAGCGGGGUGAUAUCGAUGACGUUCUUGUCUCUGUCUAAGGCCAUAACCACGGGGGGAGCCUUCUUCCUGUUCGGAGGCAUCGCAACCGUCGCGUGGGUGUUCUUCUACACGUUCUUGCCGGAGACGCAGGGGAAGAUGCUGGAGGAGAUGGAUGAGCUGUUCGAGAAAUUCAAUUGGAGAGAUUCCAAGAGCAAGAAGAGUGGAGAGGUUGAGUUGGAAACGAAGGAAUGAGAUGAGAGAGGGAGAGAGACAUGUAGAGAAGAUUGAAGGAUUUUCAAUGGCAAUUACGUUGUAAUAUUUCUAAAACUUCAACCGGUGUCAGGUUCGUCCAUAUACGAUAGUAAUGAAAAACCGCAUUCCAAGAAA